AACUGCGGCAGUAGUGCCCGCAGCAGUAGCAGCAGCACCAGCAGCCUUUCCGUCUUGCCACCGCCCAGUACUGCCAGUCCGCCGCAUUCUUUCAACUUGAACAUCAAUCCAGACAGCCAUACUACAGACCGGUCGGCGGACUCUGAGACGCACUGCGGCUUCGCGAACGGCAGUGAGGAGCACCUCCAGGACUCAUCCUCCUCGGCCGCCAACGCCGCUUACAUGCAUAAUUCUACACUGGAGGUUGAAGGAACCAUGCCAUACUCCUCUGUCGGCUAUUCAAAGGUUAUGUUUUGGCAUUAUCUGUAG
Molecule: messenger RNA, 309 nt
Organism: Dibothriocephalus latus
Lineage: Eukaryota; Metazoa; Platyhelminthes; Cestoda; Diphyllobothriidea; Diphyllobothriidae
Source: the annotation of a GenBank genome assembly